AUGCACGCUUACAACCUUGCCCCUGCACUUCUCCUCCUCGGAGGCGCCGCCGCCGCCCCAGCACCGGCACCGACUCUCGUCGCUCGCGCCGAUGUACUCGCUCCUACUGCCGCCUGGAUCAGCGUCGCAAAGGAUGGUGUGCCGACGACAGUCACUCCCGUGCCUACUACCAUCUCCGGUACUCCGACUUUGGCCUCGGCCGCACCCAACGCUCUGACAGGCAGUGUCUUCGUCAUUACCGACUACCACCUUGUUAAGGUUACCACGAGCACCGGCAGCCCACCAGUCCCGACUGCCAAACACAAGAACGGCGAAGGCGCAUUUGCCCCUUGCAACAACACGGAUGGCGACUUUGCGCCCUUCUGUGAUCCUGCAAAGGAUAGCGUCCUGUACACUGAUACGACGUAUUACGUGACAUGGGACUCCUCCGCCCUUAUCAAAGGAAACCAGACCGACGUGCGCGUCAAGAUUAAGGGCAAGGAAGUCAACGGCACCACCGUCGGCGAGGUUGUCUUCAACAAGGACACCGACAGCUCCCAGCUUGCUGCCUAUGGCUACUAUGCUUGGACCGCCAACAGCAACCUUAUCCCUCGCGGCCAGUCGAACACCACCAUCGAGCUCCUAAUGCAAUACACCAUCAAUGGCGUCGCGCAGAAGGACAUCACAGGCCCCCAGGUACUAGUUGCGAAGCGUCCGUCCUUCCACCCGGAGGGCGCCAAGGUGCCCAAGGGCGCCGAACUGUAUAUUGCCCUCCCCACCGUCUUCGGCUUCCUCAUCAUCUGCCUCAUCGGAGGAUGCCUUUGGAACCGCUCCACGCGCAAGAUUGGACUGGGCAACAUCAUGAGCCGCUCACGACACGGAUACGGCGUUGGAAAGUCUCGCGCCCAGAGACUUGGUCAGCGUGUUAGGAAGAGUGUCUUCCGCGGUGGCAAGGACCGUGGUAUUGCGCUCCGCACGAGGGAGAUUAGCCCCGAUGGAUACCAGUAUCACGACAACCCGGUUGACCAGCACCACGAUGUCGGACGUCCUAGAAGGGACAGCGAUGCGCUGGGCAGCUUGGCCGGUAGCCCGACCGAGGACAGGUUUCACGACAGGUUCCAGGACACGGGUGUGCAAGGUGGCAAUGCCUUCAGGGAUGAGAUGAGGAGGCAGGAGAGGGAGAGAUAUUAG
This is a messenger RNA of Colletotrichum truncatum, 1170 nucleotides long. RefSeq lists its product as uncharacterized. NCBI's taxonomy places the organism in Eukaryota, Fungi, Ascomycota, Sordariomycetes, Glomerellales, Glomerellaceae. The record is from RefSeq and is a predicted model, not a curated record.